Molecule: messenger RNA, 1815 nt
Organism: Apodemus sylvaticus (European woodmouse)
Lineage: Eukaryota; Metazoa; Chordata; Mammalia; Rodentia; Muridae
Gene: Bpi
Product: bactericidal permeability increasing protein
Exons: 15
Coding region: 74-1516 (480 amino acids)
Biological process (GO): negative regulation of interleukin-8 production; negative regulation of interleukin-6 production; innate immune response
Molecular function (GO): lipopolysaccharide binding
Source: RefSeq, a predicted model, not a curated record
CUUCCCCAGAAGGCUUCUCUACAGGUUUCAGGUUCCCAUCCGAGGCCCUGAGGUUUGGACUGCCCUGGAGGACAUGGCCUGGGGCCCUGACAACGUGCGGAAAUGGUCAACCCUGGCGCUGUUGGCCAUCAUGGGCACAGCCCUGACAGUGGCCACCGACUCCCCUGGCUUCGUGGCCCUGAUCUCCCAGAAGGGUCUGGACUUCGCGUGCCAGCAGGGCAUGGUUGUAUUACAGGAGGAGCUACAAACUAUCAGUGUUCCUGACUUCUCUGGAGUCUUUAAGAUAAAGCACCUGGGAAAAGGUUCCUACGAAUUCUACAGCAUGGUUGUGAAUGGGUUUCAUAUUCCUAAUCCUGAGAUGAAGCUGCAGCCCACUGAUAGCCUCCAGCUGUCCAUCAAAGAAGCCAGCAUCAAGAUCAGCGGAAAAUGGAAAACUAAGAAGAACUUCUUCAAAGCCAGUGGCAAUUUUGAUCUGAGCGUCGAGGGCGUCUCCAUCUUCGCUGACCUGACAAUGGGUAGUGACCCCACAGGCCACAUCACCAUCACCUGUUCCAACUGCGACAGUCACAUCGACAGCGUCAGUAUCAAAAUCUCAGGCAGCAUGCUGGGGUGGCUGAUCCGACUGUUCCACAGGAAAAUUGAGACUUCCCUGAAAAACAUCAUUUACAAAAAGAUCUGCAAGAUCGUGAGAAACUCCGUAUCCUCCAAACUUCAGCCUUAUGUGAAGACUCUUCCAGUGAUAUCCAGAGCGGAUGAUGUGACGUCAAUUGACUACAGUCCGGUGGCUCCUAUUAUAACUACGAACCAGUUUCUGAAGGGAGAGCUAAAGGGACAGUUUUUCUGGCGGGGACACCGAGGCCCAUAUCCCAUUGAGCCACCAGAAAUGAAGUUUGUGCCCAGCAACGACUACAUGGUAUGCAUGGGCAUCUCUGACUACUUCUUCAACACCGCGGUGUUUGCAUACCAAGAGUCUGGAACCUUGAGAAUAACCCUGGGGAGCCGACUGGAUACCAGAUUCCAUCUGAACACUGACUUCCUGAAGGGCUUCCUGCCCAAGGUGGCCAAGAUGUUCCCCAGCAUGGGGGUGCAGCUGCUGAUCUCAGCGCCCUCGCCUCCACACCUGAGCAUUCAGCCCUCAGGCCUUUCCUUCAAUCCUAAGCUGGAGACCCAGGCCUUUGUGGUCCUCCCCAACUCCUCCCUGAUCCCCCUCUUCCUGCUUGGCAUGAAAACAAAUGCCUCUUUGGAAGUGGAUGCUGAAGAUAACAGGCUUAUUGGGGAGAUGAAGCUAGGCAGGCUGUUGCUGGAACUGAAGCAGUCUAACUUUGGCUCCUUUAAGGUGAAGUUCCUGGAAGAUAUAAUAAACUACCUCAUACCCACAGUGGUGCUGCCCAAGAUUAAUGAGAGGCUGCGGAGAGGCUUUCCUCUCCCUUUGCCUGCCGGGAUCCAGAUCAUCAACUUCGUGUUUAACUCCUACCAGAAUUUCCUGUUGCUUGAAGCAGAUUUGCACCGUACCUGAAAUCACCUCGGACGGACCCUGGGCCAGGAAGCUCUGCAGCUGCUCCCCAGGGGCCAUCACACUUACCGGCUGUCCUGCUCCAGGAAUCCUUUAGUCUUUGGCCCUGACCUGCAGCCUCCUGCUCGCUUCCCCAUGCUCAGCUCUAGAAAUAACCCAAGCCCGUGGAAGUUGAGGGGAAAGCAGGAGAUCUGUGGACGGGCUCCGUGACUCUUUCAGAGCAGCCCCUCCAGCAUCGGCAUUUCCGCUGGAGCUGCGACAUUACUUUGGGCUUUACAAAAACACCCAUUUUUCCCCCUGUA